Messenger RNA from Pygocentrus nattereri (red-bellied piranha), 4024 nucleotides. It is a transcript of the gene kras, whose product is annotated as v-Ki-ras2 Kirsten rat sarcoma viral oncogene homolog. Gene Ontology annotation, molecular function: GDP binding; GTP binding; GTPase activity. Bases 415 to 984 code for a protein of 189 amino acids. The transcript has 6 exons. Lineage: Eukaryota; Metazoa; Chordata; Actinopteri; Characiformes; Serrasalmidae. The record is from RefSeq and is a predicted model, not a curated record. Gene Ontology annotation, biological process: Ras protein signal transduction. Gene Ontology annotation, cellular component: plasma membrane.
CUCUCAGCACCCUGCUGCUGCUUUCAAUGGAGCUUGUCAAAAGCCGGUUACAACACUGUGCUGACUUUUUCUGUACUUCAUUUAGGUUACGUGACACUAGCAAGCCCAUUGUGAUUUAACGUGCUGAUUUUUUGUCAGUAACACCAGAAAACCUUGAAAAAAGCCACCUUCUUAUGAAUUGAUAACGCCCUGUUCUAUAGCUCGCUCGUCGCCUCUAUCGAUCUGGACUGUUUAUAGCCACAGUUUGCCCGUAAGGAAGCGAGCACAAUGAAAGAUGCAAGCUGAGGCUCGAAAGAAGCCCGUCAUGUACUCGUUUUAGGCUUCAUCGUCCAGCCAGCAGCAGUUACGAAGUACCGAAACCGGCAGACAGACAGAAAGAAAACCCCCGUGUGUGCACUGCUCCCUGGGUGAAGAAUGACUGAGUAUAAGCUGGUGGUGGUGGGAGCUGGAGGCGUGGGCAAAAGUGCUCUCACCAUUCAACUCAUCCAGAAUCAUUUUGUGGACGAAUACGACCCAACCAUAGAGGACUCCUACAGGAAGCAGGUGGUGAUUGAUGGAGAGACAUGCCUACUGGACAUCCUGGACACAGCAGGUCAGGAGGAGUACAGCGCCAUGAGGGACCAGUAUAUGAGGACAGGAGAGGGCUUCCUCUGUGUCUUUGCCAUUAAUAACACCAAAUCUUUUGAGGACAUUCACCACUACAGAGAGCAGAUUAAGAGAGUGAAGGACUCUGAGGACGUCCCCAUGGUGCUAGUGGGCAAUAAGUGUGACCUGCCGUCCCGCACGGUGGAUACUAAGCAGGCUCAGGAUUUAGCACGCAGCUAUGGAAUUCCCUUCAUCGAGACCUCAGCAAAAACAAGACAGAGAGUGGAGGAUGCCUUUUACACUCUGGUCCGGGAGAUCAGGCAAUACCGACUGAAAAAACUCAGCAAAGAAGAAAAGACGCCACGCUGCAUCCAGCUUAAAAAAUGUGUUGUGAUGUAAGAGGGGGUGUUGAUGACGCCUUUUACACAUUGGUCCGGGAAAUCCGAAAGCACAAGGAGAAGAUGAGCAAGGAAGGCAAGAAGAAAAAAAAGAAGUCCAAGACAAAGUGUAUACUAAUGUGAAUAACACCUCCGUUUCAGUAUCGACUCUGAACAGCUGAAAUAUUAAAGAACUGCAUUUUGUACAUUACACUAAAUUAUUAGCCUCUUCAACAUACACAAUGGAUUCCCAUUUUCCUUCAUUUGUUAUCUUACAAACAAAUAAGCUUUUUCUUGUCUGGUGCCAGUUGCCCCAAAGUGUUGGUCCUGCAUUACCAUAUACUGUAAAAUGUGAUUAUAUAAUGUCACAGUCAAUAUUCUAAUUUUGUUUUCUGUUAGGUUUAUUUUUCCCUGAAAGGCUGGAAAUCCCCAAGAUAUUCAUGAAGGAUUUCAUUAAGAAGGAAAACACAGGAAAAAAGCAAAAGGCAAUGCACUGGCAGCACAUACAGUUCUUUGCUUCAUGGAAAUAAGUGCAUAAGUAUGAUGUGAGGCUAGGGCUGUGAUGAGAACUUUUGCGCGUUGCAAGACAUGCAGUGAAAUUUUACGUUUAAUAAUUGUGCUAGUGAUGGUUUGACAAACCAUGACGGCUUAGUUUUCUGCACCCUUUUGAUCUUUUGUUUUUUUUUUUAUAGUGUUGUUUAAUGGAUUCCAUAAUUUGGAAAACCUCUCUGAUUUGGUUGUUUGUAAAAUAGGGCAUCCAUUAUAAUCUCAUCAUAUCGACGCAUCCUUAACUCGGACCAACACUGGGGUGAAUUUUGAUAUCUCCACCAGUAUGUAACAGAAGAUGCGAGUCCCUGUAUUGGGAUGUCACAGAGUUGCAUGUGAACUUCCAUUGUAGACCAAGUCCACAUCUAAGCCUUUGAUGGUAUGUGGGUGGUAAUCACUUAACCUUGAUGACCUGUUUCAUUUGCAUGCUGUUCUUUUGUGUAAUCUCCUGGGGAAAUUUAAGGAGAUUAAAAAAAAAAAAAAAUACUGUAUUAAACAGCCAAUGUUGUCAGAGUUGGGAAGUUUUACCCGUUGGGUCUGUAACGUGCUGACAUCAUGUUCUUUCACAGUGUUGGGUAGUUUAAUGACUUUCCACAUGUUGAUCUCAUUUUGAUAUUGAGCUUAGAGACUGACAAUAAGAACUAGAAUAAAGGGUGAAAUGGUAGAGUAAAAAUCUGUUUAGAAUGUUGGUUUGUCAGGCUUUCCAUUGAGGUUUGUGGUUAUAGAAUUUCUAAUGAAGUUUUGAACCAGCUGAGGCUUCUGAAUGCUCCUCUCUUAGAGGCAGAGGAUGUUUUAGUUAAGAUUUUAAGAUUUACCCUUUUGUGCCCAGCCAAACAGCCUCUGGAUAGAGUAAGAUGUGUUUCUCUUUUCUCUCUGAGGAGGAUAUUAAGAUAUCAACCACUAGUAACAAAUUAUGACGAUUAUGUAUCUACUGAUGCAAAUAUACUUUUGCAGGGGGCGGGCAAAUAGACCAACCAAAUGCCUUGUCUAAAAGUGCUGCCAUAAAGAUAUUCACACUUGCUUUGCAGAAGCCCAACUCACAACUCUAGUUGCUAACUUCUUUUAUCUGUCAUCAACUGCAUGUUUUCUGAGACUGGGUGAAUGAGUGAACGUAUGGCGUGUAGUCUACUUUUUCAAAGUCUUUCCAGAAUUGGUUCUACAGGGCUGCCUUUCACGGUUCAUUUAAAACCUGAAAGGCUGACGUGAACAUUAAUGGCAAUACAUACCGUAAAAUGACAUUUCAGAAGCAGUAGAGGUUAAAAACAAUGUUGCCUUCUUUUGGUUUUGAGUUCAUCUGUUUUUUUUUUUUCUAAUACCAUGGGUCCUUAAUCAUUGAUAAUCCUUUUUGCUUAUACCCAUUAUAUUACAUGAGUGAAAUUGUCUGAUUUAUUGCUAAUGCUGCAUCUGAAGGAGGCUAACACAAACAAAAAUCAGGAUAAAAACAUUAUUAUGCAAUGUUAAUGCAGGUAAAGGGUAUUUUAAAGUUUUGUUACCUCUUUCCCUUUAAAAUAAGGUAACUUAAUAGCACUGUAAUCAAAUUAGCCGUAGAGAGUGUGGAAAUGUCUGUGUUCUCUCUUCUUUCUCUUCUUUCUCUUGUUUUCCUGCCCCCCCUUCUGUUUUUGGUGUGCCAAUAGUAAAAUGUAUUUUAACAACCUUUGUACAGUUGUGAUACUGAAAGAUGGAUAUUUUGUAAAUUGUGCUUCAAUUUUGUUUGUUGUUUAAAAUGAAUGUCAUUUUAAAAGAGUUGAAAGAGGCACUCUCUGUGUAAGUGACUGGUAUGUGUGUGUGUGAAUGUGAGUGAGAGAGAAGCUCUUGGUUUGUGAGUGCAUGUGUGAGUGACCACUGUUCUAACCCCUUACUGAACUUCACUCAGCGUGGUGAUUCCCAGAUCAAAGUACUUUUUUUUUAUGCCAUUAUUUCAAUGAGUCAUAUUUAAUGUAUAAUAAACUGAUACAGAUCCGGCCGCUAGCCUCUGGAUUUGCUCGGCUUUUUGAAGGAAAAAGUAGUAUUCCAUCAUUAGAAAGAAAUUGGAUUCUCCUAGGUUCAGGCUGUUUUUAAAGGCUAUAUCAGAGGAACUAGGCCUUGGGAAAUGUUUUUUUUCUUUCUGGUACCUGCAUUUCCACUACAGUCCAGCAGAGAGCAGUGUUCUCACAUAUUAUGGAAACUACACCAUCUUACAGGCCAACAUUAUGCUCUCCUCCAUUGGAUUAAAGCUACACUCAUGAAAAUUCCCUGAUUUAAUCAAUGGCACGGUAUCAUCCCUCAAAGGUUGGCGGCCUAAUUAAAUAGACCGUAUUAAAUUAAAUUCUGAACUAGUAUUGGAUUUGGAUAUAAAGCUUUAUAUCUGGUGCUGAGAUAAAUAGGCAUUGUUCAAGAUUAGUUUAUCAGGUAAGCCCACACUUUAUUCAAUCUGGUAAAACAUUUGCCAUUAAUAACACACCAAUUAUGUUGUAAUCAAUGUAAAGAAUGUGUUGUAUGUUGUAAAAUGCUUUUCUUUUAUUAAAAUAUAAAUGAUG